This is a messenger RNA of Pangasianodon hypophthalmus (striped catfish), 1229 nucleotides long. It is a transcript of the gene otub1a, whose product is annotated as OTU deubiquitinase, ubiquitin aldehyde binding 1a. Gene Ontology annotation, molecular function: cysteine-type deubiquitinase activity; ubiquitin binding. Bases 102 to 911 code for a protein of 269 amino acids. The transcript has 7 exons. The record is from RefSeq and is a predicted model, not a curated record. Gene Ontology annotation, biological process: negative regulation of double-strand break repair; protein K48-linked deubiquitination. Gene Ontology annotation, cellular component: nucleus. NCBI's taxonomy places the organism in Eukaryota, Metazoa, Chordata, Actinopteri, Siluriformes, Pangasiidae.
GGUUUAGACACAUUUAAAAUGCUAUAGUAAAUGGUCGGAACCGACGCCGCGAACCGGAAGUUUGCGUUGUCGUCACCUGACAGGAAACAUUUCCAGGCAACAUGGCGGACGAAGAACAACAACAAGAAGGGAUGUCUCAAAAGGAACUCGACGGUUUGAAUUGUCUCGCGUAUGAUGAAGCUAUUAUUGCACAACAAGACAGGAUUCAGCAAGAGAUUGCCACCAGCAUUCCACUCGUAUCAGAACAACAGGAUCUAGCUAUACUUAAAAAAGAAUACGCUGAAGAUGACACAAUUUACCAGCAAAAAAUAAGGGAUUUACAAAAGAAGUACUCAUUCAUACGGAAGACACGGCCCGAUGGAAACUGCUUCUACAGAGCCUUCGGUUUUGCAUACUUAGAGUCAUUGCUGGAUGACAGUAAAGAACUACACAGGUUCAAAGCCAUUGCUGCCAAGAGCAAACUGGACCUCGUGAGCCAAGGUUUCACAGAGUUCACUAUCGAAGAUUUUCACAACACGUUCAUGGACCUGAUCGAGGUGUGCGAUAAGCAGCCAUCCGUGACAGAGCUGCUCAACUCCUUCAACGAGCAGAGUGUGUCCGACUACCUGGUGGUGUAUCUGCGCCUCGUGACUUCAGGCUACCUGCAGAGAGAGGAUGAGUUCUUCCAGUACUUUAUAGAGGGCGGACGCACUGUGCGAGAAUUCUGCCAGCAGGAGGUGGAGCCCAUGUCCAAAGAGAGCGACCACAUCCACAUCAUUGCUCUAGCACAGGCCCUGAGCGUGUGUAUACUGGUGGAGUACAUGGACCGAGGGGAGGGAGGCACAGUCAACCAUCACAUCUUCCCUGAGGAUGGAGAACCCAAAGUCUUCCUCCUGUACAGGCCGGGUCACUACGACAUAUUGUACAAAUAGCUGCUCAGGAGCAGUUCCCAACAUCCCCAUGCUGUAUCGUUCGAGUCGACUUCAAAGCUGUGAAACAUGAAUUUAGGAGUCCAGCACUCAAUCUCACCGUCUCUUUCUCAGCGCCCCAAAGACGGUCAGAUUUCUGUGACUUCAGACACUGGACAUUGUACAGCUCCCUUUUUUUGUAUAACUCCAAAUCCUACUCUUCUUCACAUAUCCCGUGCUUAUUGCUGGAGUAUUUUCUCUCGGUUAAACCUCUGUGUUUUAUUAUACAGCUUGUGUUCUUCGUGUUUGAAUGUGAGAAUAAACAUUUUGCAAUAGAUGUCA